AUGUUGCAACCACUUCGAAAAAGCUUAGUAAAGUCCUCGAUACAAUGUGUUGCUUCCAGUGUUAUGAGAAGGUCAUACGCAGUGACGUAUACGAAGCUGGGGACGCGGAAAGCCGCGUCAAACUCUACUUCCACUAGAACUACAGCCACAACUACCUCGAAGAGUCCAACUCCAAGUGGUUCAUCAAGGGUAGUUAAAAAACCAAUUAUCCAACAGGUGUCAAAGGACGAAAGUGGGGCAGAUGCCACAACUACCAAUAUUGAUGGUGAUACUGUUGCUGCUGCGGAUACGGAGAAUGCAAAAUCCGAAUCGGUUGUGGAUACAAGCUCGGAUUCUGCUCCCAAGAAACGGGGGUUAAAGCCUUCGUCCACAACCAGUAAGACCAUACCCGUUAAAAGGUCGACUGCUAGUACUACAUCUGCAUCUACACUGACAUCUUCCAGAAUGUCAAAACCUGAAGCGGUACCUAUAGAAGAACUAAACCUCAAUGAUGGUCCACUGGCAAGUUCCCUCACUAGUUCUAGUAGUAGUUCCAAUAAUCUGAGUAUUGAUUGGGCCGAUUCGUUUCAUGGUAUUGGGUCUCAAUCUUUUUCGCGUGAAGUUAUUGAUAUUUUACUUGCACCUAUUUCAAAAGACGAUAUCGAGAUUAAACCUGAUGGGAUUCUUUAUUUGCCGGAGAUUAAGUAUCGUCGAAUUCUUAAUCGCGCAUUUGGACCCGGUGGAUGGGGGCUUGUGCCACGUACUUCGACGCUUAUCACACCAAAACAAGUCUCGAGAGAGUAUGGCUUGAUAUGUAAUGGUCGAUUGGUUAGUAUUGCUCGUGGUGAGCAAGAUUUCUUUGGUGGGGGUGAGAAGGUCACCACGGCUUUGGAAGGAUGCAAGAGCAAUGCUUUAAUGAGAUGUUGUAAAGACUUGGGGAUUGCUAGUGAAUUAUGGGACCCGGGUUUUAUUAGAAAGUGGAAGGAGCGAUAUUGCGAAGAGGUAUUUGUUGAACACGCGGUGACAAAGACGAAGAAAAAAUUGUGGAAAUUAAAGUCACUGCCCAAGUUCGGCCAUCCUUACAAGCAAUUGUAA
Messenger RNA from Lodderomyces elongisporus, 1074 nucleotides. It is a transcript of the gene MGM101, whose product is annotated as Mgm101p. The record is from RefSeq and is a predicted model, not a curated record. Lineage: Eukaryota; Fungi; Ascomycota; Pichiomycetes; Serinales; Debaryomycetaceae. Gene Ontology annotation, molecular function: single-stranded DNA binding. Gene Ontology annotation, biological process: interstrand cross-link repair; recombinational repair. The coding region runs from base 1 to 1074 and encodes 357 amino acids. The transcript has a single exon. Gene Ontology annotation, cellular component: mitochondrial chromosome; mitochondrial nucleoid.